AGCAGAGAGGUGGAAGGUAACCGGAGAAGGAAGGAGAGAAAAGCACAGGACUCUCCCCCCAGGUUCUCGCUAUGGAGACGGGGCAAAGCGCGCAGGUCGCCGACAUGGGAGGAGAGCACUCCGCCGGGCCGAGCGCGGUGGAACGGGACCGGGGCGACGUGUCCAGCCCCAGUCUGCCGUUCAAGCAGCGCUCCCUGCGGGUCGUGUACGUGCUGAACGACGGGCUGAAGUCGGUGAUGGCGAGCAGCCCGGAGUCCGGCGCGCUCCAGUGUCUGCAGCGCGCCUGCGACGCGGAGAGCGCGCUGCUCACCACCGUCACCUUCGGCCGCCUGGACUUCGGCGAGACGUCGGUGCUGGACAGCUUCUACGAUGCAGACAUCGCGAUUGUGGAUAUGAGCGAUGUGUGUCGGCAGCCCUCCUUGUUCUACCACCUGGGCGUGAGGGAGAGCUUCGACAUGGCCAACAACGUCAUCCUGUACCACGACACCGACCCCGACACUGCCCAGUCGCUGAAGGACAUGGUGGCGCAGAAAAACACGGCCUCCAGUGGUAACUACUACUUCAUCCCCUACAUAGUGACGCCCAGCCACGAGUACAUGUGCUGCGAGAGCGACGCCCAGCGCAGGGCCAGUGAGUACAUGCAGCCCAGCUGGGACAACCUGCUGGGGCCGCUCUGCGUCCCCCUGACGGACCGCUUCACCAGCCUGCUGAAGGACAUCCACGUCACGUCCUGCGCCUCCUACAAGGACACCCUGCUGAACGACAUCCGCAAGGCCCGGGAGAAGUACCAGGGCGAGGAGCUGGCCAAGGAGCUGUCCCGCAUCAAACUCCGGAUCGACAACACCGAGGUCCUCACGCAGGACAUCGUCAUGAACCUGCUGUUCUCCUACAGAGACAUACAGGACUACGAUGCCAUGGUGAAGCUGGUGCAAACCCUGGAGAUGUUGCCGACCUGCGAUCUGGCAACGCAGCCCAUGAUCCAGUUCCACUACGCCUUUGCCCUCAAUCGGAGGAACAGCCCCGGUGACCGGGAGCAGGCCCUGACGGUGAUGCUGCAGGUGCUGCAGUCGUGUGAGCACCCGGCGCCGGACAUGUUCUGCCUCUGCGGACGCAUAUACAAGGACAUCUUCCUGGACUCGGACUGCAAGGACAUGAAGAACCGAGACAAUGCCAUACAGUGGUACAGGAAGGGUUUCGAGCUGCAGCCGACUCUCUACUCUGGCAUCAACCUGGCCGUCCUGCUCAUCGUGGCCGGUCAGCAGUUCGAGAGCUCCAUCGAACUGAGGAAGAUAGGCGUGAGGUUGAACAGUCUGCUGGGGCGCAAGGGUUCCCUGGAAAAAAUGAACAACUACUGGGACGUGGGGCAGUUCUUCACCGUCAGCAUGCUGGCCAACGACAUCCCCAAGGCCACGCAGGCGGCCGAGAAGCUCUUCAAACUGAAGCCGCCGCUCUGGUAUUUGCGGUCGGUGGUGCAGAACCUGCAGCUGAUCCAGAGGUUCAAGAAGCAGACGGUGGAGCACUCGCCCCUGCGCGAGAGACUCAACUUCUGGAUGGACAUCAUCGUGGAGGCCACGCAGCGCACCACCAAUCGCCUGCGGUUUCCUGUGUUGAUCCUGGAGCCCACAAAGGUUUACCAGCCCUCCUACGUGUCCAUCAACAACGAGGCGGAAGAGAAGAACGUCUCCAUUUGGCACGUUUCUCCUGCCGAAACAAAAGGGAUCCACGAGUGGAACUUCACCGCAACGUCCAUAAAAGGCAUUAGCAUCAGCAAGUUUGACGAGCGCUGCUGCUUCCUCUACGUCCACGACAACUCCGACGACUUCCAGAUCUACUUCUCCACUGAGGAGCAGUGCGGUCGAUUCUGCUCCAUGGUGAAAGAGAUGAUAUCUGACGGGACAGGAAAUGCUGUGGAGCUGGAAGGGGAGGGAGAUGGAGACACCCUGGAGUACGAGUAUGACACCGAUGAGACGGAGGACAGGGUUGUGUUGGGGCGGGGAACCUACGGAGUGGUGUACGCCGGGCGAGACCUCAGCAACCAGGUCCGGAUCGCCAUCAAAGAGAUCCCAGAGAGAGACAGCAGGUACUCGCAGCCCCUCCACGAAGAGAUCGCCCUUCACAAGUACCUGAAGCACAGGAACAUCGUUCAGUACCUGGGCUCCGUCUCCGAGAACGGAUACAUCAAGAUCUUCAUGGAACAAGUGCCGGGAGGGAGCCUGUCGGCGUUGCUGCGGUCCAAGUGGGGCCCGCUGAAGGAGGCCACGAUCAUCUUCUACACCCGGCAGAUCCUGGAGGGCCUCAGAUACCUGCACGAGAACCAGAUCGUCCACAGAGAUAUCAAGGGUGAUAACGUCUUGGUGAACACCUACAGUGGCGUCUUGAAGAUCUCCGACUUCGGCACCUCCAAGCGUUUGGCGGGAGUCAACCCCUGUACGGAAACAUUCACCGGUACGCUGCAGUACAUGGCGCCGGAAAUCAUCGACAAGGGCCCUCGGGGGUACGGGGCCCCGGCUGACAUCUGGUCCCUCGGGUGCACCAUCAUAGAAAUGGCCACCGGGAAGCCGCCCUUCCAUGAGCUGGGGGAGCCGCAGGCAGCCAUGUUUAAGGUGGGCAUGUUCAAGAUCCACCCGGAGAUCCCCGAGUCUCUGUCGCUGGAGGCCAAGUCGUUCAUCCUGCGCUGCUUCGAGCCCGACCCCCACAAGAGAGCCAUCGCCUCGGACCUGCUCAAGGACACGUUCGUCAGGCACAACGCCAAGGGCAAGAAGAGCAAGAUCGCCUUCAAGCCAUCAGACUACAUCCACAACGUGUCCCUGCCGGUGCAGUUGCAAUGCGAGGCCACCGGGAGCAGCAGCAGCGAGCACGGCUCCGUGAGCCCCGACUGCGACUCCAAACACGACGUCUUCUUCGAGAAGAAGAAGAGCUCCGGGUCCGACAACCUGCUCAAACCGCCCAACUCCAACUACCUGAGUGUGCCAGACGAGGGUUCGGUGUCGGAGGACCGCAGUGCCCCCCCGUCCCCCGAGGACCGGGACAGCGGCCUGUUCCUGCUGAAGAAGGACAGUGAGCGACGCUCCAUCCUGUACAAAGUCCUCAACGACGACCAGGACAAGGUCAUCUCCAACCUCAAGGAGAACUACAUCCAGGGCAGCGAGGAGCUCCAGCUGUCUGUCGAGCACAUCAAGCAGAUCAUCUGCAUCCUGCGAGACUUCAUCCACUCCCCGGAGCGACGCGUCAUGGCGGCCACCAUCUCCAAGCUCAAGCUGGACCUGGACUUCGACUCCACCUACAUCAACCAGAUCCAACUGGUGCUGUUCGGCUUCCAGGACUCGGUGAACAAGGUCCUGAGGAAUCAUCACAUCAAGCCCCACUGGAUGUUCGCCAUGGACAACAUCAUCCGCCGCGCCGUGCAGGCGGCCAUCACCAUCCUCAUCCCAGAGCUGCAGACCCACUUCGGCCCGGCGUCGGAGUGCGAGGGAGCCGAGAAGGAGGACGAGGUGGACGAGGAGGAGGCGGAGUUCGGGCCCGUUUUGGCCCCUCACGCCGCCGCCGCCGCCGACGACUCGGGCCCGCCGGCCGACCCCGCCCACUCGGCGGUCAGCGCGCUGACCUCCUCCGCCCACUCCCACGAGCACCAGCGCUCGCAUCAGCAGCUGGGAGCGCAGCUGGGACGGCUCAAACAUGAGACCAACCGGCUGCUGGAGGAGCUGCUGCAGAAGGAGAGGGAGUACCAGCAGGUGCUGAAGACCACGCUGCAGCAGAGGGCGCACGAACUGGACCUGGUCCGGGUGCGACUCAGGCCCCCGGACGUCUCACCUCCGUCCAUCUUCCAGAUCCCGGCGGAUCACGAGCCCGACAAGCAGCUCAUGGACUGGCUGAAGGAGCAGGGCGCGGACGCAGACACCAUAGACAAGUUUGUGCUGGAGGAAUACACGCUGGCUGACAUUCUCAACGACGUUACCAAAGACGACCUCCGCUGUCUACGUCUACGGGGCGGAGUCCUCUGCCGCAUCUGGCGAGCCAUCCAGCGGCACCGAGAGCGAGAGAGGCUGACGAGCGACGGACAGUCGGAGGACGACGCGUGAUGGGACGCAGGGGGACGACGACAGACUCUUUGUUUUGCGGAAACAUGCACAUCCGCUCGCCGCCAUCCACUCCGCACGGCCUCCUCUCUCUCUCUCUCUCUCUCUCUCUCGUCUCUUCCUGCGCCUCGCCUCUUCACGGCGUCGUCUCUGCAAUCGUUCACACAGGGAACCGACUGAGUGGCUGCUCGCCCGUGCGUCUCCGCACAGAGUCCGACUUGACCAGACCAAAGGCGCUUCAGUGCCAGCGCUACUCUUUUUGUGCAUUCGAUUGUGUAUUUAAUAUUUCUAUUUAAUUGUACUUGAGGAUCUUAUGAGAAGAAAAAAAAAAAAAAGCACCGUAGCAAACAAGGAAUUCUUUCUUCCGUUUUAUGCGAUACCAGCGGUGUACUUGAAAUGUUAGCGUUUCCAGUUUUGUGGCCUAAACUCUUUAAAAAAAAGUCCAUUGAAAACGUAUAGACACUCACCUGUAACACGAAUGCACUUCCAUGUAUGUGUGUCACGAGAAAAUGCUUGUAAAUUGUGAUUACAUUUAUUUUGGGAUAACAUGGCGGUCCUUACCAAACACUGUUUAUGAGAAUGGACAAAGUCACCGGGUCCGGAAAGUGAAGCCAAAGUGCCUGAAGCCUGUGUUCUCUUGAAUCACCAGCAGAGGGCGACUCCGCUGGUUGCUCCUAUAGAACGUUGAGAGAAAGAGACUCCGCUUCUCACUCGAUUUGUAACGUUGAUGGUUUCAAAUCUGCAAUACAGCACGAUUGUCGACGAUUGGUCUCACUUAGGGCAAAAACAGACGACGGAGCCUGGUACGCGUCGGGGCGCGGCUACGGUGUGACUGUCAGCUAGUCCCGACCAAUAGAUGCAGGGGGUUGCAGGUGUAGGUGGGCUCACAGCGGACCAGCUCUCUGGCACGCCCACCCCCCCCCACUGCUCCCUAUAUGGUCACUUCUGGUUCCCCUCGAAAAAACCAAGAUGUCAAAAUACCAGACUCAAGGCUUAAUCACUUAACUCGCUGAUUAUGUUGCAGAAGUGAAAAAGUUUCUCUGUCCUUAAAACGUGUCUCACAUGGUAUCAGUACCUCAACCUACGUCAAAAAAACGAACUGCAAACCGUCAAUGCGGAUAUUACAUUUCCCCAAAACCUGCCAAACCGCCGAACUCUGUGACCUCCAGAGACCACUAACGCACACGCUGUCGACUGCUCAGGCCUCUGUCAGCCAAAGCCCAAUGCCUUAAGUUUUUGAGAAGUAAAAGUAGCCGCGCUGAGAUGAUUGACUGAAACAUGCACACACCACCACUGCCUUUAUAUCUGUGAGAAUGUAAUACAUUAGAGUUCCUUGAUAUUCUCGAUGAAUUGGCGGUCAUAUGUCUCCUCUGUCUGUACCUGUGUUCAACUGUUAGAUGUAUGUAUGUGCUUGUGUGUUUCCACAGUCGCUUAAACCUGGCUGCAAUAAACCUGGAAAUAAUGGA
Molecule: messenger RNA, 5542 nt
Organism: Scophthalmus maximus (turbot)
Lineage: Eukaryota; Metazoa; Chordata; Actinopteri; Pleuronectiformes; Scophthalmidae
Gene: map3k15
Product: mitogen-activated protein kinase kinase kinase 15
Exons: 29
Coding region: 72-4079 (1335 amino acids)
Biological process (GO): MAPK cascade; protein phosphorylation; cellular response to stress
Molecular function (GO): ATP binding; MAP kinase kinase kinase activity
Source: RefSeq, a predicted model, not a curated record